UUCACUCAAAACUGAAAGGUGGCUUAUGAGAAAGAAGCUUCGCGUCUGAGGAGCGCAGCCAACCCCGCCUCUUCCUUCUCCGGGUUACGGCCUUUUUACGACAAUGCCGCGUCGCAGUCUUGGUUUCCGGCAGCUACAGCUGAGCCCGAGCUCUUUCUGACAGGGUGUUCGCUCAUGUCCUGCAGAAGUUUGAAGUUUCUAGUGCCCCUACGGUAAUGAGCUUCUUUGACCUUUUCCGGGGCUUUUUCGGCUUUCGUGGACCUCGGAGCCACAGAGAUCCCUUUUUUGGAGGGAUGACUCGAGAUGAUGACGAUGAUGACGAAGAGGAGGAAGACAGAGGCACGUGGGGUCGAGGGAGCUAUAGGUUUGAUGGUUCUCAGCCUCCGGAGGAAUUCGGUUUCAGCUUCAGCCCAGGAGGAGGGAUGCGAUUCCACGACAACUUUGGCUUUGAUGAUCUAGUACGAGAUUUCAAUAGCAUCUUCAGCGAGAUGGGGGCCUGGACCUUGCCUUCCCACUCUCCUGAACUUCCAGGUCCCGACUCAGAAACACCUAGUGAGAGACUGCGGGAAGGGCAGACGCUGCGGGACUCAAUGCUUAAGUACCCUGAUAGUCACCAACCCAGGAUCUUUGAGGGGGUCUUGGAGAGUCAUGCAAGACCUGAAUCCCCCAAACCAGCUCCAGAUUGGGGGUCUCAGGGACCUUUUCAUUGGCUGGAUGAUAUAUGGCCUGUCACCCCCCGUUCUAGAGCCAGAGAGGACAAUGAUCUUGACUCCCAGGUUUCCCAGGAGGGUCUCGGUCCACUUCUUCAACCCCAACCCAAACCCUAUUUCAAGAGCAUCUCUGUGACCAAGAUCACUAAGCCAGAUGGGGCCGUGGAGGAGCGCCGCACUGUGGUGGACAGUGAGGGACGGAAUGAGACCACAGUGACCCACCACGAAGCACAUGACAGUUCCAGCAGUGAUCCAGUCUCUGAAAGAUCUUCAGCUCUGGAUGAUCCCUUUUCCAUCCUGGAUUUGCUCCUUGGACGUUGGUUUCGGUCCCGGUAGCUUUGUUAAUAACCUUUAGAAGUCUUCAGGUCCUUUCCACUCCCUUCAAAUUGCCCAUUGCCAAUAAGCUUAGCUUUGUGUGUCAUCCUAAGGGUUGUAAGUGUGAGUGAAACAAUGCAUUGAGCUUGUGCCAGUCUGUCAUUCAUCCAAACUAACCAAUAAAGCCUUUAUUUAUG
Molecule: messenger RNA, 1222 nt
Organism: Microtus oregoni (creeping vole)
Lineage: Eukaryota; Metazoa; Chordata; Mammalia; Rodentia; Cricetidae
Gene: Hax1
Product: HCLS1 associated protein X-1
Exons: 7
Coding region: 216-1046 (276 amino acids)
Biological process (GO): regulation of actin filament polymerization; negative regulation of apoptotic process
Cellular component (GO): mitochondrion; sarcoplasmic reticulum; clathrin-coated vesicle
Source: RefSeq, a predicted model, not a curated record